This is a messenger RNA of Neltuma alba, 831 nucleotides long. Its product is annotated as ankyrin repeat-containing protein ITN1-like. Bases 1 to 831 code for a protein of 276 amino acids. The transcript is spliced from 2 exons. Gene Ontology annotation, cellular component: membrane. NCBI's taxonomy places the organism in Eukaryota, Viridiplantae, Streptophyta, Magnoliopsida, Fabales, Fabaceae. The record is from RefSeq and is a predicted model, not a curated record.
AUGCUGCACAUAGCUGUCAAGCACCGUCAAAGAGAAAUCUUCAAGUGGCUACAGGAUCAACCAGAGCUUCCCUCACUGGCUUCUCGAGUUACUCAAAGUAAUCGCACGGAAUUACACCAAGUUGCGAGGAUGGAUUAUUACAGAGGAUCACCCAUACCUGGCUCAGCAUCCCAACUUCAAGAAGAGCUGGAUUGGUAUAAACGAGUGGAGAAGAUUGUUCCAUCUCACCUUCACUUGCAUUGUGACAAAGAUCUACUAACAGCAGGAGAUCUUCUGGACAUAGAGCACGAUCAGAUGCUUGCAGACGCCCAACAAUGGAUAAAAGAUACCUCUCAGUCUUGCUCCACGGUCGCAGUCCUCGUGGCGACGGUGGUAUUCGCGGCGGCCUACAUCGUACCGGGCGGGACCGAGGGUGGCUCCGCGCUGCUCUCCAGGGCUCCGGUGUUCAUAUUCUUCACCGUCAUGGACAUCGUGGCGCUUGCCUUCUCCUUGGCUUCGGUGGUGAUGUUUCUUUCCAUCCUCAACGCGCCAUUUGAGCUGUGGGAUUUCCACAGGUCCCUGCCACCGAAACUGACCACAGGAUUUGCUUUUCUGUUCUUGUCGUUGACCUGCACGAUGCUUGCUUUUAGUGCUACCAUUUUGAUCACAAUAAGGUUGCCAUGGAAGCAAUGGACUUCGACUCUGGUGUACAGUGCUGCGCUCUUUCCUAUCACCGUAUUUACCUUGAUUGAGUUCCCACUUUACAAGAAUAUUUGGAGCAUGUUGUCCAAGAUGUUCCCCAAGCGAUGGAAGAAGAUGAUUCCAAUUGGUCGAUUAAGCAGAGGGGUUUGA